Aspergillus aculeatus ATCC 16872 is the source of this 309-nucleotide messenger RNA. RefSeq lists its product as uncharacterized. The record is from RefSeq and is a predicted model, not a curated record. NCBI's taxonomy places the organism in Eukaryota, Fungi, Ascomycota, Eurotiomycetes, Eurotiales, Aspergillaceae. The transcript has 2 exons. The coding region runs from base 1 to 309 and encodes 102 amino acids.
AUGUUCCCGGAUGUCUUCUGGUCUCAUCGCCCGCCUUUCCCGCAAUCUCUACCGGAACUACGAUUCCGUGACCGCAACAAGAGGCGCGUCAUUCUGACGAGAUGCCUUUGUGAACAAAGUCUCCGCCGUGCUCGCAAUUGGGGCCGACUCCAGCACGACCAGCAAUCCCUCUCCGCGUACGGCUUGGAUUCCAUCGUGGCCGUGGACUUCUGCCAGUGGUUGGCCAAGAUCGCCGAGGUGGAGGUGUCGCUAUUUACAACCAACGAAGUUUUGGAGGUGGUGGCUGCGGGCAGCGCCAUUUGCAGCUGA